Pocillopora damicornis (cauliflower coral) is the source of this 1354-nucleotide messenger RNA. Its product is annotated as galanin receptor type 1-like. The record is from RefSeq and is a predicted model, not a curated record. Gene Ontology annotation, cellular component: plasma membrane. Gene Ontology annotation, molecular function: G protein-coupled receptor activity. Lineage: Eukaryota; Metazoa; Cnidaria; Anthozoa; Scleractinia; Pocilloporidae. Gene Ontology annotation, biological process: G protein-coupled receptor signaling pathway.
UUGAAAAGAAAGCGAAAACGAACCAUUAAUGAUUAUUUCGUUUUAAACUUGGCAGUAGCAGACUUAACUUUCCUGUGGCUUUCGCUUCCUUUCUAUACGUACGACCUUUUUCAGCCGUUUAACAAGAAUUUAUUGUAUUGUAAACUAAUUUGGCCAAUGAUGUCGGUUACUUUAUCAGUCAGUGUUUUCACCUUAAUGUCCAUGGCAGUCGAACGGUGUCGAGGAAUCACAAACCCUUUGCAACCGAGGAUCAAACUGCAAGCCACAUUGAUAUGGAUUUUCCUUAUAUGGAUCUUUGCCUUUGUCACGAUUGUUCCGUUGAUGAUCGUGGCGCGGUCGGAAGGUGUGUUAUGUGCAGAAAAUUGGCCGAAGAACUACUAUCGUCAAGCUUACACUGUAGUCUUAUGUAUUCUUCAAUAUGGCAUCCCUUUGUUUGUAAUCGUCAUAGCAUACCUGAGAAUCGCUUUUUGUCUUAUCAGGUCUCGGUUACCGAUGCUGACAACGAUCAAUGCUAAAGGCGAGGUAAUCAGGCACAAAACGAGAAGCGAAAAUGUCCAGAUAAUCCGGACACUGGCUGUUAUUGUGAUUUUGUUCAUGGCCUGCAUGCUUCCCAAUCAAAUCGCCUGGUUGUUGUUUGACCUUGGAGGUGACUCGUACAAGGAGCUGUCCGACGCAUUUUGGACCUGCGCAGAAGCGCUAAUGUACCUACACGCAUGCGUGAACUCGAUUGUAUACGGUUCUCUUACUCGACAGUUUCGUCGAGGAUACGUCCGAUUCUUCCGACACAUUUUCUGCUUCGGUAAAACCAACGUCGAUUACUCAACUGGUGUUAUUGAAAAUCACACAGGAGACAAACAUUUACAACCAAAGCGAAAAGCUGGCGUACUUUAUGGCUCUCUUAAAUUCAGAAAAAUCAGUGAAAACACUAGAACGACACGCUUGAUAGUGAAUUCCUCUCCGAUUAUGUCCACAAGUGAAGAAAGUAUCAAUCAGUUAGCAAGCCCCUCGCCUGGCUCUUCCCCAGUCCCUAAUUCAGCCGGCAUAGAGAUGUUAUUAAGAAGAACUCAGGCGAAGGAAACUCUAUUGAAACUGGCCUUUAUUAACCCGGGUAUGGACACGUCUGAUGACGAUAGUUGCCAGGAAACUAAACUGUAACCCGUUUAGCUUUGACUCUAAGCGAAUUGUCCUAUCUGUACGAGUUACAAUUAAUGCAUUUAUAGAUGUCUUUCAAAAAGGUUGCGGUUUCUUUGAAAAGGCAAGCAAUUCAGAGAGUUUCUUAUUAACAUGGAUGAGGUCUUUGAAUAAUUAACUCGUGGAAAACAAACAAUUUGAGUGGAGUUACGCCAUGCCUUGA